Durio zibethinus is the source of this 645-nucleotide messenger RNA. RefSeq lists its product as uncharacterized. NCBI's taxonomy places the organism in Eukaryota, Viridiplantae, Streptophyta, Magnoliopsida, Malvales, Malvaceae. The record is from RefSeq and is a predicted model, not a curated record.
UCGCCCUAAACAAUACCAAAAAAUUCUUGCCUUAGCCCGCACGUAACCCUUAUUCCAUUCAUCAUUUUCCUCCCUCCUUUAUAAGUCCUGGAAAAUUAUAGAAAGUCUAAAGGAAAAUAAUUAAUCAUGGCCGGACCUAGUAGUAGUAGUAGUAGUAGUAGUAGUAGUAGUAGUAGUAGUUUUUUGUCGUUUAAAACCCUGUUUGGAUUCUUUGGAGCUCUUAUAGUUUUGGGGUUUAUCUUAGUUAUGGUAGUUGGGACCCUGCAAAGUGAAGGAAACAAAACAAAGACGACAUCGAAGACUGAUCAUCAGUCAUCGUCGUCGACGGGGGAGCUGCAGCAGGAGGAGCAUGUGAAGAAGGUAUUCGGUAGAGGAAAGUCAAGCGUCUUGCACCCACUGCUGGAUCUCAACUACAUGAGCAAAAGAGGAGUGCCUAAUGGACCAGAUCCUAUUCAUAACAGGCGAGCUGGCAACUCGAAACGACCGUCAGGACAUUCUUAGGCAUCAAAGUAUAGAAAGCUUUGUAUCAGCUAGUAAAGGAUAAAAGAUCAUCGCUAUAAAGCCAGCAUAUCUGCCAUAUAUCUUGUAUGUAGUUUUUUGGAAAUGGGAUUGUAAAUACUCAAAAUAUUUUGAAUAUCUAAUAAA